This is a messenger RNA of Zea mays, 687 nucleotides long. RefSeq lists its product as uncharacterized. The record is from RefSeq and is a predicted model, not a curated record. The transcript is spliced from 6 exons. The coding region runs from base 1 to 498 and encodes 165 amino acids. NCBI's taxonomy places the organism in Eukaryota, Viridiplantae, Streptophyta, Magnoliopsida, Poales, Poaceae. Gene Ontology annotation, molecular function: GTP binding; GTPase activity.
AUGUCCGUACAAUCUCUUCAUCAUGGCAGGUAUAUUAUGAUUGCUUAUAGCAAUGUGGCUUCUGUUUUUUUGGCUUACAGUGCUUUAAAUGUUUUUGCUGUUGGUGCUGGGUCAGCUCGUUCAAAAUUUGAAAAGCUUCUUCACAGUUCUCUCAAAAAGGCCUUUGAGGACUACAAAAGGAAUGCUUUUCUGGAGGCUGACUUGCAAUGUUCUAAUAAAGUUCAGAACAUGGAAUCAAAGGUGCGAGCAGCAUGUAACAGUUCGAAUGCAAAAUUAGAUGACAUAGUCAGGCUCCUUGAUGACCUACUCACAGAGUAUGAGUCAACGGCCUAUGGUCCUGGAAAAUGGAAAAGGCUAGCCACAUUCUUACAGCAGUGUUUGGCUGGCCCUGUUCUAGACCUUUUCAGAAGACAGUUAGAGCAUAUAGAUGCUGAAAGGAACGCCCUGAGAUUGAAAUGCAAUUCAAGAGAUGUGGAACUAUCUGAGAAGAUAUUCUAGUGGUGGAGCUACGAACAAUAAUCCGAUGUCCUGAUCGAGAGCGAUGGAGCUAAUGUUUGAACUUGUGUGUUUGAACUUGUGAACUAAAAAUGUGCAUUAUGGAUGUGAACUUAUGUAUUUGGACUUAUGUGAAUUUGUGAACUUAUGUAUUUGGACUUGUGUGAAUUUGUGAUAUGAAUAUAUAUCCAU